Molecule: messenger RNA, 5158 nt
Organism: Eriocheir sinensis (Chinese mitten crab)
Lineage: Eukaryota; Metazoa; Arthropoda; Malacostraca; Decapoda; Varunidae
Product: BTB/POZ domain-containing protein 6-like
Exons: 4
Coding region: 193-1350 (385 amino acids)
Biological process (GO): neurogenesis
Cellular component (GO): P-body; cytosol
Molecular function (GO): protein binding
Source: RefSeq, a predicted model, not a curated record
GUGAAGGUGGAGGUGAAAACGGUGGAGGAAGGAAGUGGAGGAAAGGAAGAAGUGGAGGAGAAGAAAGGAAACACACACACACACACACGUACACACACCUGGAAACGCACACACGCACAUGUCUACACGGCCGUCGCGAGAGGAACAAAGGAGAAAGAACAGCCUGGAGCAGCGUCCCCCCUAACCCCCACCAUGGACGCCCCCCCCGCCUACGCCCCCACUCAGGCACCACCCACCACAGGACCGAUGGACGAAAGACUGAGAGAAGCUCACAACCUUUACGAGAACGAGGAGCGCAGUGACGUGGUCUUCCAGGUGGGCGAUGGGAGCUUCAAAGAGAGGAUCCCCGCGCACUCUUUUGUUCUGAGCGCGCGCAACCACGUCUUCCGCGCGAUGUUCCACGAGACUUGGGCGGACAGGCACAAGAAGGUCUACACCAUCCCCAACGACCCCAGGGGCUUCCAAAACCUCCUGAAAUGGCUUUACCGGCAGGAGUGUGGCUUUCAGAGUCUGGACAGCUCCCUUACGACCCUCCACGUAGCCAUCCAGUACCUAUGCCCAGAGCUCGCUGACCUGUGCGGUGAAUACAUCACUCACCAGCUCAGAGCGUCCAACGUGCUCCGAGUCAUGCAAGACAUCCACCGCUACUGCCCGGCGCCCCUUACCACAGUCCCCUCCGCGCCCCCUCUCGAAGUGCUGGAGGGCCGCUCACAGGAAGUCUUCAGCACCAUGACGAGUGACCUCCGGGACCUUCGGGAUGAGUCGGACAUCCGCGACCCGACCGCCUGCUGCAGCGACCUCUUCAACGAGUGCCUUGAGAUCCUGGACCAAGACGCAUCCUCUGUCUUAGCGUCUGAGGGGGUGGAGGAGCUUGACCGCCAAGUGCUGGAGGUGAUUCUCAAGCGCCAGACUCUCAGGGUGCAGAGUGAGGUGGAGGUGGUGGAGGCAGUGGUGAGGUGGAGCACGGCGCAGUGUAAGCGUGAGUGCCUCCCCUUGACCCAGCAGAGCCGCAGGAAGAUGUUGGGUGACCUCCUCUACUACCUCAGGCUCCUCAAACUCACCCCGGAGCAGUUAAAUGUUGCCGCCAAGCUUCUGGAUAAGGACGAGUUCGAGUAUAUCCGUGUGGUGGUCUCUGCGCGGACUGGAAGGAGCAUCCCGCCACCUCCCACAUCCCUUGCUCCGUACCUCAAGCAUAUGGCCACAGCGCGGGGGGCUCUUCCGUCCUCGGUCGCCACUCCCGAGCCGCCCCCAGCCGCCGGGAGGAAAAAGAAGAACAGUAACAAGAAGAGGUACACCAAGAAGGAGUUGAUUCUGGAUAUCGUCUCAUGUCUGUCCAUCAUCUUCGACUAAUCAUCAUCGUCAUCAGCAGCAUGGUCGGGGUCGUCGUUUUCCAGACUUGCUUCCAUUCUCUCAUUGACCAGAAGAGUUUUUGCUUUUCUGUUGCUUGCUGUCAUUUUUUUUUUCUUUAUUUUUUUGUCUUCUCUCUUCAUUCUCUUCCUCAUUCAAUCACUUCCACUCAUUUUCACGGUAAUUUCACUCCUUUCACUAAUUCAUACGUCAUCAUCAUCAUUCCACUUAUUCACUUGCUCACUAAUUCAUUCUAUCUUAAUUUCUUCUGUUUAUCUUCCACCAUUUUAUAUUCAUUCCCCUUCCUUAUUUUUAUUUUAAGUUAUUUUUUUCACUCCCUUUUAAUGCCAUUUACGUAUACUGCCAUACAGUCUUACCACCAACUAGAUCAAGCAUAAUCUUUGCCUCCAUGAUUGUUGCUUUUUACUGUAUCAUUUUUGCAUAGCUGUAGAUUCCGUGCUCGCUGGAAGAGCCUCAAAUAUUCUCCUGAAGUCACAAAGCUUAGUUGGUCUCCCUCACUCUUCCACGGACCAGAACAAAUCCUUGGCCAGUUCCAUUUCGGGUUUUCUUCCUCAUGCUCACAGUUCAGUCUUGUUCUGGUUGGCGAGUGAGGUUUUGUAUUCUCAGACACGUGAAGCAAUACCGACCCUUUUAUUUAUGUUAAAGGAAGCAGUUCAUGGGCAAAGACAAAACAAAAAAAAUCCGCUAACCUCUGCUCCUAUGAUUUAUGUAUGAUUUUGAUCUGUGAGGGUUGGCUGUCAGUUGCUAUCUGUUCAAUCCUCGACGUGUAACAGUUGACGAAGAAAAAGUGCCGCAGAAUCUCUCCUUAUCGAACAAAUACAAAAUGAUUUCCGUGAGUUUGUGUGCCAUAGAGUUGAAUGAUAAAUGAUGCCAUGGGAAUCUUUUAAAACUAACUGUGUGCCAUAUAUUAGCCAUAGAGUUCAGUGAUAUAAGUUGUCACAGAAAUCCAUGAGAACAAAUUGUGUAACAUAUAUUUGCCAUAGAGUUCAGUGAUAUAGGUUGCCAUAGAAAACCUUGAAAGUGAUUUUUGUUCCAUAAAGUUCAAUGUAAAAAGUCACAUCAGAAAUACUGCAAAACAAAUGAUGUGCCAUAGACUUAAGUUAUACAAGUUGCCAUCAAAAUCUUUUAAAAUUGUUUGCCAUAGAGCUCACUGAUAAAAGUUGCCACAGAAAUCCUUCCAGACAUAUUCAAUGAGUCUGUUAUGAUUCUUUAUGCAUUCACGUGCCAUAUCGCAAAACAAAUUAUGUGCCAUAGACUCAAGUAUACAAGUUGCCUUUGAAAUCUUUUAAAAUUGUUUGCUAUAGAGUCCACUGAUAAAAGUUGCCACAGAAAUCCUUCCAGACAUUCAACGAGUCUUAUGAUUCUUUAUGCAUUCACGUGCCAUAUUGUUCACUGAGAAUCAUCGCCGGGCAUGUCCCACCCCCCAUGACGACUAAACAAGCUCUCAUUGCCAAGCCUGCGAUCUAGUUUGUCUGUACUUAGUUUGUUUCUGUAUAUAUCAGCAUCAUCUUAUUAUUGUCAUUAGUUUUAAGUCGUCCGUAUGGCUGUCGGCUUUCUAUGUGAUGUGUUAUUACUAUUACUAUUAUUAUUACGUGUUAUUAGUGAGUGUCUUGCAUUGAGCUCUUACGAGAGAGACGCCCUUUAGCUUUGUGAAUGGGGAGUGUUCCUAAGAGAGAGUGUGAGAGAGAGUGCGAGUGAGAGUGAGUAUGUGUCAACUAUUUUAUUCUCUUUAUUUCCCCAUUUCGUUCAUGACAGGGUAGGGUGUGCAUGCGUAUGUGUGUUCACUGUCGUUUGAGCCUCAGAGUCUAGUCAUUUGUAUCUCGCAUUUUUAUUUUCGCUCGCUGAUUAUGUUUAGUUGUUACCGGGGCCUCCAAGUGUCGGCCCGAGCCAGGAUGAUAAGUGCCUCUCUUCAGUGACCGAAACACUUAGGAUACAACAUGGAGUCACAUCCUACGAGUCACACCGAUGUCAAGCCUAAAGUCCGAUGUCCUGACAAGGGUUUUGACAACCCUUAGAGAGUAAUGUUGUGUGAGCUGAAGCCGUUUGUUCAUCCACACUCAUGCUGAAUCUCCCUCAAAUUCAUGUUAUUUCGCCUAGGUUUAAGGACAGGCCGCCUAGUCUCUGCCAAUGGGUCUGUGUGGUCUGAACGUCAUAUGAAAAUGUAAAUCACGAAUCCCAUAAGGAAAAUAAGGACAUUAAAUGAAGAGGAAAAAGAAGAGGAGGAAGAAGAAGAAGAAGAAGAAGAAGAACUGCAAAGACUAAAGUGUUGUGUCUCGUGAUGUUCCGAAUGACACUAAAAAUGACAUGAUUGAUGUGAUGACGCCAACAGUUGCUUCGUCACCCGCCCAUUGUGAGUGAUCCCGAGUGUUGUCAUGUUAGCCGAGGGGGUCAGCGCGACAAUACGAAGGCUGUGUGGCAGUGACUUAAGUGAGCGGAUCAAGGAUGAGAAGCGAUAAAAAUGAGUGAGUGUUGUGUGGUGAGUCACGCAGCACAAAGGGCGCUGCGCAGGCCGGGGGGUGAAGGGUUGUUGCAUUGGGCUGAAAUACUCGGUCUUUGUGCAUGGAAAUUAGGUGUAAUGUUUUCUUUUGUGAAGCAAUGUUUAAAUCUGAUAUCCCUAAAAACAGAUCUUUAUAUAUGUUAUUAGCUUACAUUGUUGAGUUUGCAAUUUCAUAGUUCUUUAUCAAUACAAGAUUAUAUUUUCUUCAUGAUUGUAAAAUCUUGAUGUGAUUCCAUAAUGUAUAAAAUUUUGUUGCAAUCAAAUUGGAGAUCUAUUUAAAUGAUAUUAAUAAUUUACAAAAAAAAAUAGCUUAUUCUAUCUAUGAUUUUAAAAUAUAAAAAAUUAUUAAAAUCUUUAUAAGCUUAACAAAUAAUGACAACAAAUUCUCCUUCUAAGGGUAUAAACCAUUUGCAGGAGAGUAUCAUUUAAAGUAAUAAGAAAAAAAUUCAGUAUAUUUUGUAUUCUCUGAACACUGAAACCUGGCAGCUCCGUGACCCCGAGUGGCGGGCAUGCUGAGUAAGGUUGUAACACAUGACGUGGAGCUGCAUGUAGGAAGAAGAACCCUGAUCUGUCUCUAUAUCUGUCUUACGGUUUCUGUCUGUAUCUGUCUUGUGUAUAUGCCCCCACUCUCUUCUCCCCUUUCCUCCCUUUCUCUCUCUCUCCCUCUCCUUCCUAUCCCUCCCUCUCCUUGUAGUUAACAUUUGCCUCAUGUGAUAAGCAGAUGUGUCAAGGCCUCCUGUAAUGCUUGUGUGUGUUCAGGGUCUUUGUAGGUAGUUGUGCAAUGUAUGUGCCUUUCAUCUUCUUGCUUAAUGUACAAAAAAGGGCCAGUCAAGGAGAGCCUGAUGGAGGAGUCUUGUGUGUUACAUGACUUCAGGUUUCUGUCGAGCAUUGCAAAUAGUCGCUACAUUGUGCUUUUGGAAAGACUUAGGGAGCAAUACAUGUCAACUACCAGUAUUUUUGUUACUCUGGAAUCUUUUGUGCAAAUUCAUGGUAUCAUUGUAGAUUUGUCACACACACAUACACCCACCCACUUACACUGACACCCACACCCACACCCACAUUUACACCUCACCCAAAUCUAUGGUCACACCUACACACAUAAACGAAAGUAAACUACACCUCACCCAAAUCUAUGGUCACACACAUAAACAAAAGUAAAAUUCCUCAACAAUAUUCUAAUCAGUCAAAUCUUGUCAACAUGAAAUACUGAUAACUGCAGAAAAACAAUCCCUUGUAAGUCCAUGAAAACUGUGCAAGAAAAGGCCAAAACCAGUAAACCGAAUUAAAAGCUAA